This is a messenger RNA of Diorhabda carinulata, 456 nucleotides long. RefSeq lists its product as uncharacterized. The record is from RefSeq and is a predicted model, not a curated record. Lineage: Eukaryota; Metazoa; Arthropoda; Insecta; Coleoptera; Chrysomelidae. The transcript has a single exon. Bases 1 to 456 code for a protein of 151 amino acids.
AUGCCUGAGAUGAACUGGGAUCUUUUAAAAUCUAGAAUUGAUAAUAUUAAACCGUAUGACGGUAACAGUAACACGUUAAAUAAAUUUCUAAUUAGGUGUGAAGACCUUAUUAAUGAUUAUCGGCAAUUUAAUGAUGCACAAUUAUCUAAACACAUACUCCAAUCAGUUCAAGAAAAACUUAUAGAUAAAGCAGAAAUAUUAGUAGGUAAUCGUGCUGAGUUAACAGAUUGGUCAAGAUUGAAAGAAGCCCUGAUUCAGUGUUUCGCUGAUCGUAGAAAUAUUGACUGUUUAGUACAAGAACUCACUAGAAUGAAACCAUUUAGGAACGAACCAUUGAUGAACUUUGGAAGUCGAAUUCAAUUAUUAAGAAGUAGUAUAGCACAGAAAAUUAGUAAUAAUCCUAACAUAACUAACGCGGAGAAAGUGUGCACUGCACUGCACUUAGUACUUUUAUAG